GAAUUGUGUCUAUGUCAACGUCAGCAUGACAACCAAGUGACAGGAGAGACGUACUGAAAAACUUCCUUUUGUUCAUAAGGUUUUGUGAAAAAUGUAAACACGAUAUUAAAUAAAACAUGGAAUCACAUCCUCUUAACUUGGCGCAUCAGCAACAUCGUCGUGCGGAUGCCCAUUUAAUUAAUAAUAGAUACGACGAAGCGAUGCAGUGUCAUCACAAUGCAGCUGAAUUAUUACUAGACGCUAUGAAGUCGACCACCUCUUCCGCAGCAUUGGAGUCAAUAAGUCUCCAACAUAGUUACCAUUUGAAACAAAAGGAUCUAAUUAAGAGCAAGAAAGAACAAUAUGCUCGCGUCAAAAAGGCCAUGGAAAACAUAAAAUUGUUGAGCCGAGAUCCACAUCUCAAACUACAAAGCAAUGAGUAUUCUAAACUGCAAAUUGCUAUAUACAGGGCCAUAAAUGAAUCUGAAGCAUUACUCCACAAAAUGUCAAAUGAGGAUUUAUCCACUGAAUCGAGGCUAUUACAAGAUCCAGUAUAUUCUGGUGAUGUAACAGAUGGCAAGAAAAUUGAGAAAAGUCAACAAACUAUUGUUGAAGAAUUGCAAAUUCUCAGUCAAAAUUUACAUUCACUGGUUGAACAACUAGUGCUACAAGUUGAAGUUCUUAAAGAUGAAAAUGUAACUCUAAAGGAACGAGUUAGUUAUUUGGAAAAAGAAAGAGUAAAAUAUUUAAAUCUACCAUCAUCCUAUUCUAACAGUGAACAAAGUAAUUUCUCAACAAUAUUUGUACCUAAAGAUGAGUUGAAUGUAGCAACUAAUUCAAAUGAUUCAACUGAAUUGAAUCAGAAAAUAAAUGCUCUAGUCUUGGAGAGAACAAAUCAACAGCCACAUUUUGACUUAAGUGCAUUCAAAGACCAAUGAGUACCUAGAGGUACUAUGUACUGAAGUCACAUAAAUGAUCUAAGACUGCUGUUGCCUCUAAACUUACUAAGUAAUUACUACAUAAAUGACUACUACCUACUUUAUAUAGUUAAUAUUCCAGUUGGUUUAUAAUUUGCAAAAAUUACUGUAACAAACAGAUUUAUUUCAUAUGCAAUUGCUCUUGUCUUCAUCCACAUGGAAAUUUUU
Papilio machaon (common yellow swallowtail) is the source of this 1124-nucleotide messenger RNA. Its product is annotated as nuclear receptor-binding factor 2. The coding region runs from base 117 to 917 and encodes 266 amino acids. The transcript has 2 exons. The record is from RefSeq and is a predicted model, not a curated record. Gene Ontology annotation, biological process: autophagy. Lineage: Eukaryota; Metazoa; Arthropoda; Insecta; Lepidoptera; Papilionidae.